AGCAUCUCUCUAUCACUAACACCACCACCACCACCGCCGCCGCCGCCGCCGUCGCCGCUGACACCAACACCUACACCACCGACUCUCCCGUCCUCUGUGUGCCCGACGCGCGCUCUCUCCACUGCCGCUGCCGCAUGAGCGUCAAGGCGCUGUGUGGACCGUCGCUACUGUAGUCUCCGUCUAACCCACUUUCCCCUCUUUCGGUCGCUGCUGUUGCUGCUGCUGCUGCACGCGCGCUGGUCCUUCACCACCACCACUAACUGAGUGUUAUGCUGAUGUCCAGGAAUAUCGGCGGGACUUUGGGACGGAAAGACUAUUCAUUGGACCUCUAACUACAUAUCUGUCACCGUGCUCAGUCUCGGGCUCCACUGCGUCCCCAGCGCAGCUCUUUACGCAGCGAAGACGCCGCUGAUUUGACCGGGACAAAAAGGGGGAAAAGGAGGAGAGAGAAACUCAUCAGUUGUUGCUGCUUGCUUCCUGUUUGUAUGUCGAAUUGCAUAUUUACCUACAAUGUGGAGACUACCGCGUUCGUGCUGUUGCUGCUGGUGGAUUUUCCCUCUGGUUUUGUCAGCCUCCGUGUUCCUCUGGGCCGACUGUCAUCCUGCACUGACAGGAAGCCAAGCCGAGUUCCAAGCUCCUGUCCUCAACCCUGACAGAGCAACGGCCGGUGGGGUGCGACUCCGGAGAGCUUCCUCUGAGGAGACCUACUGGGCCUACUCAGGUGUAUAUGGACCAGACGAGGGCUGGGCGUCUGCCUACCCAGCGUGCAGAGAGAGAAACCAGUCACCAAUCAACAUUGUGGACCAUGAUACCAAAGUAUCUACAGAGUAUCAGGAACUGACACUGGAGGGCUUUGAUAGUGAAUCCUCUAAUAAGACAUCAAUGAAAAACACCGGCAAAACAGUGGCAAUUAUGCUGAAGGAUGAAUACUUUGUUCGAGGAGCAGGCCUACCGGGGAGAUUUAAGGCAGAAAAAGUGGAGUUUCAUUGGGGUCCCAGCAACGGAUCUGAUGGAUCUGAACACAGCAUCAACGGCCGGCGCUACCCUGUGGAGAUGCAGAUCUACAUGUACAACUCAGAUGACUUUGACAGCCUCAGUGCAGCGCUCAGGGAGAAGAGGAUCAUCGCAGCCAUGGCUGUGUUUUUUCAGGUGGGAGGGAAGGACAAUCCUGCUGUCAACCCCAUAAUCCAUGGGCUGAAGGGUGUGGUCCAUCACGAGAAAGAGACGUUUCUGGAGCCGUUUGUACUGAAGGACCUGCUGCCGUCCUCGCUAGGAAGUUACUAUCGCUACACUGGCUCCCUUACCACGCCGCCCUGCAGUAAGGUGGUGGAGUGGAUCAUCUUCAGCAAACCCAUCUCCGUCUCAUACAAACAGUUGGAGGCUUUCUACUCGAUUUUCACCACAGAGCAGCAGGACCAUGUCAAGUCAGUGGAGUAUCUGCGGAGUAACUUUAGGCCCAUCCAGAGUUUGGAUAACCGCCAUGUCUUCAAGUCAUCAGUCAAAGACGCCUGGCUACCUGACCUUACUGACAACGCCGGCGGACCAUAUGGCACGGAGGCUUCCAAAGUGUGCAGCAGCGCUCCCAUCAACAUGAAGGUGCAGCAUGUGAAUGGCAGUGCCCUUAUGGUCCGCUGGGCCCGCCCAGAGGUCACCUACCACCCGCCCAUCCUCCACUUCCUGGUGUCGUACAGCUGGACCACCCACGACGACAGCUAUGAGGAGACACAUCUCACCGACGCCAAACACAAACUGGAGGCUGUCAUCUCUCCUGUCUCCCCCGAUGUACUGUACCUGUUUCGAGUCCAGGCCAUCUGCAUGAAUGACAUGCGCAGUGACUUCAGCCAGAGCAUGCUCUUCAGAGCAAACACCACCAGGAUCUUCGAGGGCACAAGGAUUGUUAAAACUGGAAUGCCAACAGUCUCUCCAGCCUCCUCUGCUGACAUGGCACCCAUUUCCUCUGGCUCAUCUACCUGGACCUCCUCGGGCAUCCCAUUCUCUUUUGUCUCCAUGGCGACAGGCAUUGGCCCAUCCUCUAGUGGUAGUCAGGCCACAGUGGCAUCCUUGGUGACCAGCACUUUACUGGCAGGACUGGGCUUCAGUGGUGGCGUCAUCUCCUCAUUCCCCAGCUCUGUUUGGCCGAGCAGAGCACCAAGCCGUGUAAGUCCCACCUCCAACCGGCAAACCGCAGAGCCCACAGAACCCGCAAAAAACACCGCCGCCCCCGCCGCCUCUGCUGUCACAACUGCUGCGGCCAAUGACCACAGUGAGACUGGAGGUGAGGACCAGGACGACAGCAGGAGUCAAGGAGAGGAUGCAGAGAGGGGAGGAGAGGACAAGGGAGAAGAAGAGGAAGAAGAGGAUGAAGACAAGAAGAAAAGAAGGAAACAAUCAGGUCGAAAGGGCAAAGCAGAGAACAAUGAAAACAGUACAGUGGUGAACGAGCCGCCCAGUGAGACACCAGACUCCACUGCAAAGGAGAAAAAACAAACGGAACCAGAUCCAAAUCAAAUGACAUCUGCUGUAGAAGACCAACCAGAAGUGUGUACACAUUCUAACCCCACUACUACGACAGAGCCAACUCUGAGAACCAAGAAGCACAGGCCUUUCUCCAUCCAUUCAGACUGUCCCACUAUGGCGACCAAUCUGACAAGCCAGACACGGGCAGUGUCAGGCCUGGGCCGUGUGGAGUGGCUGGCCCCUUUGGUGGUGGUCUCAGCUCUAACCUUCGUCUGCCUCGUGCUCCUGCUGGCUAUGGUCGUCUACUGGAGACGUUGUUUCCAAACGGCCCAUUUCUAUGUGGAAGACAGCAAUUCUCCAAGGGUGGUGUCCAAUGAGACAACACCAGUCUUGCCCAUCCCAGAUGACAUGGAAGCCAUUCCAGUCAAGCACUUCAUUAAACAUGUCGCGGAACUCUACUCGAAUAACCAACAUGGAUUCCCUGAAGAAUUUGAGGCGGUUCAACGGUGCACUGCUGACAUGAAAAUCACAUCAGAGCACUCCAACCACCCAGACAACAAGCACAAGAACAGAUAUAUCAACAUUAUGGCCUAUGACCACAGCAGAGUGAAGCUAAGGCCACUGCAUGGGAAGGACUACAAACACUCCGACUACAUCAACGCCAACUAUGUGGACGGUUAUAAUAAGCCUAACGCCUACAUCGCAGCCCAGGGACCUCUCAAGUCCACCUUUGAGGACUUCUGGCGCAUGGUGUGGGAGCAAAAUACCGGUAUCAUCGUCAUGAUCACCAACUUAGUGGAGAAAGGACGGAGAAAAUGUGACCAGUACUGGCCGACAGAGAACAGUGAAGAGUACGGCAGCAUGGUCGUCACACUGAUGAGCACCAAGGUUCAUGCCUGCUACACUGUUCGCCGCUUCACACUGCGCAACAUAAAAGUAAAGAAGGGUGGGAAAGGGAACCCCAAACUGUGGGCCCAGAAUGAAAGGACAGUGCUCCAGUAUCAUUACACCCAGUGGCCGGACAUGGGUGUCCCAGAAUAUACGUUGCCUGUCCUCACGUUUGUCCGCAGGUCCUCCGCCGCCCAGAUGCCUGAUAUGGGCCCCAUGCUUAUUCACUGCAGUGCUGGAGUUGGUCGAACAGGGACAUACAUCGUCAUUGACAGCAUGCUGCAGCGGAUAAAAGACAAGAGCACAGUUUAUGUACUCGGCUUCCUCAAACACAUACGCACCCAACGCAACUACCUAGUCCAGACAGAGGAGCAGUACAUUUUCAUCCAUAAUGCCUUGAUGGAAGCUAUUUUGGGGAGGGAGACAGAAAUGGCAGCCAGCCAGCUUCACAGCUACUUCACCAGCAUCACGACACCAGGGCACACAGGCCGGACACGUCUGGAUAAACAGUUCAAGCUGGUGACACAGUGCAACACCAGAUUCGUGGACUGCUUCAACGCGCAGAAGGAGUGCAACAAAGAGAAAAAUCGGAACUCCUCUGUGGUGCCGUCGGAGCGAGCAAGGGUCGUCCUUGCACCUUUGCCUGGCAUCAAAGGCACUGAUUAUAUUAACGCCUCUUACAUCAUGGGUUACUAUCGCAGUAAUGAAUUCAUAAUUACCCAGCAUCCUCUGCCACACACCACAAAAGACUUUUGGAGAAUGAUCUGGGACCACAACGCACAAAUUAUUGUUAUGCUCCCUGCCAACCAUGGACUGGCGGAGGAUGAGUUUGUGUACUGGCCCAGUCGGGAAGAGGCCAUGAACUGUGAGGCAUUCACUGUCACCCUCAUUAGUAAAGACCGACUCUGUCUGUCCAACGAGGAGCAGAUCGGCAUCCAUGACUUCAUCCUCGAAGCUACACAGGAUGACUACGUAUUAGAGGUUCGUCACUUUCAGUGUCCCAAGUGGCCCAAUCCUGAUGUCCCCUUCAGCAGCACCUUUGAGCUCAUCAACGUCAUUAAAGAGGAGGCCGCCAAACGUGACGGACCAACCAUCGUCCACGAUGAGUUGGGGGCUGUGUCCGCUGGCACACUGUGUGCCCUCACCACUCUGUCUCAACAGCUGGAGAGCGAGGGCGCCAUCGAUAUCUACCAAGUGGCCAAGAUGAUCAACCUCAUGAGGCCAGGAGUCUUCACAGACAUUGACCAGUACCAGUACCUUUACAAAGCUCUGCUCAGCCUCAUCAGCACCACAGGCAACAGUUUGGGUCGUCUGUCCAGGGACCUUAAUGGGACCAUGGCGUCCAUGUCCAACCAGUCUGACCAGGCAGAGAGCAUGGAGUCGUUGGUGUGAAAGUGGCCCGUCUGAGGCCUGAAGCUGAGCUGAGCGCGUCCUGUGGGUCGGGACACCCCUCGAGGUCCCUGAAAGCCACAAAGGCGGCACUUAACUUUGUAAAACGUCAAGGAACUAUUGUGGACAAGACUUUUUGAGGCCUUUUUUGCCAGACUCUUGGUUAAAAUGAAUAACCUGAUUACUUUUUUACACUGAUAAAAAGUUUUUGAUAUUUAUUUUUUUCGCCAUUUUAUGUCUUAAUGUUCUCCUACUGAAGGGUUUGCACCGGCGUUUUUUGAGUUUCACAGCGGCGUUGGUAGGCAACGAGAAACACUUUUCUGUCUUUUCUUGUUUGCACUAUAUAAUGUCAGUGUUACUGCCUAUACUAAAGCUGACUCACUUGGCUUUUCUUCACUUGAGCUCUGACUUUUGUUCUUUCUCUUUCUUUUUCUUUUUUUUUUGACAUUCCACGGCUUUGGCCCUGCUUCUGUGAAGGACAUUGUUAUGCCUGCCACCUACGAGUUAAUUUAAUGCAGCAGAUGGAGGGAGUUACAGACUCUUCGCCUCAGUAACAAAAUGCUGGUUGACUUCAGCUCAGUAUAACCUCCUCCAACCUGCUCAUCUCUAAUAUCCAUAUUACCACUCACUAGAAGGCGACUGUCACAGACAGACAGCCCUUGUUUUCUUGAAGUAAUUUCCUCUUCACUUUUUUCGUUGUCACUCUCUCCUAUUAGUGAGUCACACCCAUGUUAUAAUACCUAAGGUGGUGUAACAACUGCUACUGUGAAUUAUUAUUAUUAUUAUUAUUAUUAUUAUCAUUAUUUCUUUGUAUAAUUCAUUUUAUGCUUUUUAAUAUAUGGAAAUACUGUAUGUAUACAUAUAUAAAUAUAUCCUUAUCAUAAUAACUUUGUGAUUUUCGUACAUGUCCUUUGUGGCCUUCUGCCAUGGGCCGGUUGAUUUCCAGUACAUCCCAUAGUUCACGACUACAUUGUUCACCGCUGACUAGCAGCGGUGUGGAUAUGGACUCCUUUCACUUCUCUACAUUCUUGUAUGCUGCUAUGUCAUCUAAUCUUACACACACGUAAAACCUACACGCCACAGUUUGAACCUUCUGACCAUCUACAGCAGACGAUGAUCCCUUGAUUUUCUGUUAUUUAUUUAUACUUUUCUUUUUUUUCCCCAUUCCCAUCACAAAUUAUUUUUAACGACAAACCACAACCGAGUAUGAAGACAAAAAAAACCUUUAUAUGGGGCCUGCAUUCACUUACAUACACCUGUGUGUGUCAUAUUAGGCUUGUGCAAGUAUGAUCGGACUCAACAACAACCUCUAUGCAACAAAUUGCUUAUGUUUUAGAUAUGAAACAGGGUUUAAAACAGUCUUUGGGUUCUUAAUUAUUUUCAACCCUAUUCAUUGUACCUGCACUUAUGAUGUCUCAACAAUGAAAAAGCUGAAUAGUAUUUUUUCGUUUUUGUUCCUUAAAUGAUGUGUACCACACUUUGAAGGGUUGAGAUGAGGCCUGAAGCCACAUAUUGAAUGUUUGUGAUCAUUUAUUUCUACUGAAUCACAAUGUUCUGAUUUUUAUUAUUAAGAAACAUUCUACUCGUAAUUGCUUUAUGGAACACAUUUGGAUCCUCAUUACCAUCCUAAGGCCUGAAGGCUAAGUUUAACAUGAGGAAGCAUUUCUCAUAGCAUGAAGUGACAUCAUUAGCAUUCCCAAUCAUUGUCAUGAUGUAACAAAAACAAUGAAUGUCGAUGAGUCCAAUCUAACUUAAUGAGACUGAUAAAUAUUCAAUAUUCA
This is a messenger RNA of Solea senegalensis (Senegalese sole), 6515 nucleotides long. It is a transcript of the gene ptprga, whose product is annotated as protein tyrosine phosphatase receptor type Ga. The record is from RefSeq and is a predicted model, not a curated record. The transcript is spliced from 29 exons. Gene Ontology annotation, molecular function: protein tyrosine phosphatase activity; protein binding. Gene Ontology annotation, biological process: protein dephosphorylation. NCBI's taxonomy places the organism in Eukaryota, Metazoa, Chordata, Actinopteri, Pleuronectiformes, Soleidae. Bases 511 to 4737 code for a protein of 1408 amino acids.